UUCGUGACAAAGGUGUUGAGUUGUGUCUGCAGUCUGUGAUAGGGAAGUUACUAUAUUCUAAUAUAGCAUAUUCAGAAAGCAGACGUUUGGAAUAUAGAAUCAUGAGAGUUGCACGGUUAACCAUAAUGGGUAAGCGCUUCAUCAUGGCGUUCUUCUUCAUAUUGAUUAUGUUGAUGAUGGCCGCAAUCAUACACGUCUUAAUAAAGGUCCCAAGCGGCCAAAGGGCAGCUUUCGUCUCCAAGCAAGUUGAUCGUAUCCGGGAAGACUUCAGGCAACGAUUCCCAGAGGAUGGUUGGGUCAACCGGAUGAUUCAAACUGGUGAGGAUGUUGACGAUAUGCCGGAACCCAUCCCAACCAGCACUGCAACGAGAUUAUCAACACCGGCCAGCACUACAACGACAUCUACAACAACAACGACAACAACAACAACAACUACAACAACAACUACAACUCGGCCAGCUACCACUAGCACUACCAAACCUACUACUAAGCCAAUGGCAACUAGUUUAAUUAAGGCUAAUGCAACUAGCGCAACCAAGCCCAGUUCGGCGAAGCCUGGAAACACUACGUUGACGGCUAAAGCGACGAAAGCCAGCAAUAUAACAAAACUGAUAACUAAAACAAAAAUUGAUAACAUUACGUUAACGGCGAAAGCGACGAAAGCCAGCAACAUAACAAAACUGAUGACAAAAACAAAAGUUGCUAACAUUACGUUAACGGCUAAAGUGACGAAAGCCAGCAACGUAACAAAACUGAUAACUACAAAAAAAGUUGCUAACAUUACUAAACCUCUCACAACGAAAGUUAGCAACACUACAAUUAAGGUUAAGGCUCCAAGCUAAUAGCUCAAACAGUUCAUGACCCCAGUACAUGUAUAUCUGUGACAUUGUGGACCAGAGACACCGUCUACAGAGACUGACAUGGCUGAUACAAUCUAUAGACUUACUAGGUGCUUUUUCUAAGACUGGAUACAGCUGACGAAAGCAUGUGUUUAGGCAAUACUUAUAGAUGCUUACUAUAGGCGCUAACUUAUUUUCAACAUGAACUUGAUAGUCUUUUUUUCACAUCAUGAACAUACGAUAUUUUCUAUGUUCGUCUAUAAUCAAGCUAAAACGUUGAUCUUACCAGUCAUUAAAACCCUGUACACGAGGAACUCCAGGGUGAAACUCUUCAUUUUCAAAAAGCCUCUGAACAAAUUCAUUAGCAAUCUUUCAGUUUGGAAACAGUUCCGUCUUUAUCAUCAUCAGAAUCAUCACAAACUCACAUAGCUCUAUGGAGAGUAUAAGGCGCUCAACGAGUCUGCGCCAGCCAACCCUGUUGGCUGACCCCAUGUCGACUCAUGCCACGUCUUGUUGAAGGUAACCUCGGUCUGUCAUGGUCCGUUUUUUCCGGAGGGUGUCCAAUGCAGAGAUUCGUUUCACUUCAGCGACUAUGCUGCAGACAGUGGUCCUUUUGGCAACCUCCUCGUUCGUUUGCGAUGUACUCCCUCUCUAAUAUAGAUAUAUAAUAUAUCAUAAGACAUGUUUCACCAUGCGGGGGGGGGGGGUAUCAGGACCACUGAAUGCAGAGCAUAUCACUCAAUGUAUUAACAUUGCUCAGCUUCCAGACAACGCACGCGUCGAGGCUACGGAGGCAAUAUCGCGUGGAAGUUCAGCGAUGUUGAGUGAGAUGAGGUAUCUUCAGCUAGAGGUGUGUCAUGGGUCGCAGGGACCUAUUUCCUUGAAAAUACAUGUACAUGUAUUAGGGAUCUUAUGUUUCGCUUUUGAGAGAGAAAAAUGUAACAUGAAAAGAAAUAAACAAGACUUUUAUGCAAAAGUUUCUUUUUAUUAGGAGUACAAGGUCUA
This is a messenger RNA of Lineus longissimus, 1844 nucleotides long. Its product is annotated as integumentary mucin C.1-like. The record is from RefSeq and is a predicted model, not a curated record. Lineage: Eukaryota; Metazoa; Nemertea; Pilidiophora; Heteronemertea; Lineidae. The coding region runs from base 102 to 842 and encodes 246 amino acids. The transcript is spliced from 3 exons.